AGGCAGCGGCGGCAACGGCGGGUCCAACAACGGCGGCAGCGUCGGCGACGAGAGUGGCGGAAGCUGCCCCUCGGCCUCGCCCGUCACCGUGACCGUCAGCGCGUGCCCCACCGCCCCCGUCACCUCCGUUCUGACCCAGACCGUCUCGGUUGUGCCCACAUCCACCCCGGCUGCCGUCAAGCGCGCCGAGGAGGGCAAGCGCGAGGCCGUCUACCACCCCCGCCGCCACGGCCACGCCUUUGGCUUCUGGUAAAUAGGAGGUGGUUGUUUGAGGAGAAGCAGAAGAUGAAGAAGCAACGGUUGUGGCGGGUAAAAAGAAAGAUGAGCCUGGCAGGAACGCUAGCCGCUCAUCGAGUAUGAACAAUCCUGCCACGAAUGAACCCUCUUCUCCUCUCUUCUAUUCUCAGACUCACAAAACGACAUCAUGGGAUAUCAAGUCAAACCAACAAAAAAAGAUGACAUCGAGAAAAAAAUCAAGAAAAAAAUGGGCGAAAGGCAAAAAGGGUUCUGCAUAUGAUACAGAUGAGAUCGAUUGCCUCUCGGCAGGGACAGCUGUGCUGGGUUCUAGCCGGAGCAAACGGAAACGCAAACAUUGUUUGGACGAUUUUGGGUGAAAAAGGGUUUCAUGGAUUGGAGCAAUCAUUUUUGUUUUGGGUUUUUGUGUGUUUCUUCUUCUUUUUCUUGCAUUGUACAUUGUUCUGUCCGUUUCUAGAGUAGAUAGGGCCAGGUCCCAAUAACGGUCGAUAUCCCACGAAUGUCAAAAGGAUGCCACAACA
Colletotrichum godetiae is the source of this 776-nucleotide messenger RNA. RefSeq lists its product as uncharacterized. The transcript has a single exon. The record is from RefSeq and is a predicted model, not a curated record. The annotation marks the transcript as partial. NCBI's taxonomy places the organism in Eukaryota, Fungi, Ascomycota, Sordariomycetes, Glomerellales, Glomerellaceae.